Knipowitschia caucasica is the source of this 462-nucleotide messenger RNA. Lineage: Eukaryota; Metazoa; Chordata; Actinopteri; Gobiiformes; Gobiidae. The record is from the annotation of a GenBank genome assembly.
AUGACGGAUGUGUUUUCUAAGUUCACACAGGCUGUUGCUACGAAGGACCAGCGAGCUUCGACGGUGGCUCACAUCUUGGUGCAGGAGUGGUUUUACAAGUUCGGCGUCCCGGCAAGGCUGCAUUCGGAUCAGGGCAGGAACUUCGAAAGCGCUCUCAUCCGCCAGCUCUGUACCAUCUAUGGCACCCAAAAGUCGCGUACAACACCCUAUCACCCUGAAGGAAAUGGUCAAUGUGAACGCUUUAACAGGACGCUCCACGACCUGCUAAGAACUCUGCCCCUGGAAGAAACAGAACUGGAACCAUAUCUUCCCAUCGACUUCAUCCUUGGCCGUGUUCCAGAGGCCAGUGAGGGUAGAGUGGAGGACUGGAUUCAGGAGCACCGGAAGAGACUACAGGUAGCGUUUGAUGGGGCACAACAACGGCUAAAAGUAUCAGCGGGCCCGCCGGAAGGAGCGGCAUGA